AUGGAAGGGACCAAACAGCUCAUGCAAGUCAUCCAUGAAAUGCGCUCCGAGAUCAUCAAGCUAGAGAGAGAAAACAGAGCCCUUCGUGGAGAACUUCAGUUCGAUGGGUCAAAGGGAGCAAAGCAAGAGGAAGGAACAGGAGAAGACGCUGGAAAGGAGGAAGCCUGGAACCUCACAGACUCGGCUGGAGAGGCUGCUGUGGCUUUGCGCAGGAAUGUCUCUGCUGGAUCCGCUCUGAUGUUACAGGAACAAAAAGGUAACAUAAUGACUGUCAGGCGUUACUCCAUCUCUUCAUCUGUGCAUUCACUUCCUGGCAACAAACACCAUAAAACUGACAAGAGGAAUCCAUUCAAGGGAGCCCUGGAAGUGAAGGGCAUAAUCAAACAAUCAGCUUUCCCUACUGAUAUACAACUAACCAACAAAGAAGAAAAGGGGUUUGCAAAAAUCCCAUCUGAUUGCCUCUCCAGCAGUUCAUCCAAUAAAAGGAGAUCUUUCCAAGAUCAUGUUUACAAGUGCAGGGGUAAAGUAAAGGCCGUCAGUUUCCUGUUACCGGUGGACAUGUCCCCCUAUUCUGAAAAUCAAGGUUCUUUCACAUGCCAGCAAAAUCAGAACACAAAACAGUUAAGUCCAAUUAUUGAAAAGGACAUGUGA
Molecule: messenger RNA, 651 nt
Organism: Eublepharis macularius
Lineage: Eukaryota; Metazoa; Chordata; Lepidosauria; Squamata; Eublepharidae
Gene: CCDC195
Product: coiled-coil domain containing 195
Exons: 3
Coding region: 1-651 (216 amino acids)
Source: RefSeq, a predicted model, not a curated record